Molecule: messenger RNA, 4280 nt
Organism: Acanthochromis polyacanthus (spiny chromis)
Lineage: Eukaryota; Metazoa; Chordata; Actinopteri; Pomacentridae
Product: galanin receptor type 1-like
Exons: 1
Coding region: 2138-3172 (344 amino acids)
Biological process (GO): immune response; G protein-coupled receptor signaling pathway
Cellular component (GO): membrane
Molecular function (GO): G protein-coupled receptor activity
Source: RefSeq, a predicted model, not a curated record
AGGGAAAAAAAGAAGUGGGUAAACAUUUUGGAUGCAUGACGACAGUUUUUGCUGCCGUCGAGCCAAAGCUUGAAGAAGUAAAACUCUUUAUAUUUCACUAUGCAAAUAUCACAUCUCAGGGGUGCCAGAGCAGGAUCUUUAAAGAGGAGCUUUGGUGAGAAUUCAACGAUUCAUUAAUCAUUGUCACAGCUGUCCCCUUUGUUAACUCUGUGAGACUGUAUUAAAGAGGUAGUGGUAAAUGCUUUUAAGGUUGCUGUAUCUGCACACACCAGCUCACGAAACACUGAGGAAAAAGAGGAGAAAGGGAGGCAAGUGCCAAGGGAGAGAGUAAAAUGGAAGUGAUGCCGCAGGUUUGAGCACGGCUGAUGUUCUUGGACAGAGAUUAAAGAGUCUGUAUCAUCCUGUCAUUUCAUGGCCAGCAGCCUGCACAUACAAAUACAGCUCCUCGCGGAGACGCUCAUUCGUGGUCUGGACUUCUUGUUCUGGGAAGAAAACUGCAACUGGAACAGCUUGAGUCACUUCAGGGGCACAGACCAGGGAGAAGAAUUUAACCCAUGAGUGGUAAAGAUAAAGCGGAUUCUCUAAAUAUGUGUUUUUCCAUUCUGUCCUUUGACCCCACAGUUACAGCACAUGUAGUUGUAGAAAAAAAAAAGUCUUUUCCAUGAUGCUGUGCGUCACAGGAAAAGGACUCAGCCUGACGGGCUCCCAGGUGUUCAUCCAUCUCUCCUUAGUUACACAAGCAGCCACAUUUAUGAGCACUUAGAGCAAACAAUAAAAACCUGAAUACAACUGUUUGCCCUCGGCUGAAAGUCUAUAAUUGCCUUGUAAUAGAUAUUUCAGAUGACUGUUAAAGUGUCAUAAUCAACCUUCAUACACAACAUUAAUGCUGAUCACCUUCUUAAAGCAAAAAGCAACAAAAAGACUGCAUGAGGCCCAAAUCCAGACCCACAUAAACAAGUAAGACUUGAUGUUUUAAACCUCAGUCAGGUCGUAUAAAAUCGAAAUGAGAAAAGGGUGUGUUUGAGCAGCUAAUUGCUUGGAUUAAGGGAUGAUCACACACUGAACAGGGAUGAACAAAGUAGAUUCCAGCCAAUAUUACGUAAUAAGAAACAGGACAACAUCCCCUCCCAUUGGCUAAGUCAUCUCAGCCCGUGGUUACUGUGCAAACAGAAAAAAAAACCUGUUAGAAAGACGAUUACAACUCAGAACAGAGCCUUUCUGACAAUCAUGGGAGCAGUACAACAGUCCAUGUGACAACUAGAGAAUUACUAAGCUUUUGUUACUCUUUAUUUUUUCCUUCACUGACUUAAUGUCAGACAGCAACUUUUCUGUAGGUUACAAUUCUCUGAAGAGCUUCUAAAUGGACAUGAUGCCUGCUGUCGCGGUGAGCACUUAGCAUCAAGUAGCCCUGACUGCCUUUGAAGAGGACUGCCUGUUAGCAACCACUGGGAUGAAUUUGUCCACUGUUGCCUGCUUUCAAGAAUCAAAACAGGCAUAGAGUAACUGCUGCACUGACAUUUCUCCGGUUUUGACCCGAACUGCUCCUCCUUGGAUUACAAAAGACAUGCUGAUGCAGCGGAGGAAAAGCCGAUGGGCACAGACUGCUCUUUAAGCUCACAUUUCCAUAUUUUUCCUGAAUAAAACUGGAUAACGGCAUUGCGUGUGGAGAGAAAUUUUCAGAAAGGAAGAGUGCAAUAUCCAACCCUUCCUUCAGCAGCUCACCUUUUGUCAAACAGCUGGAAACAGUGAGAGAAGCAGCGUGAAAAACACAAAUUCAAGAGGGAUUCAAACCCCAACAGAAGCCAACUGAACUACUUGAUAAGUCUGAGUAUUUGGAAAUGCAAUUCUCAUUUACUGCUACAAAAAACAACUUACAAUGUACUUUCUCAUCUCUCUUUCUGUGAGCAUAAAGGCUGCAAAUGUCACUGACAAGCAGGAUGACCAGGGAGAUAUUAACUGCUUAACUAAUUGCUAUUAAAGUACCAGCUGUCUUAAUGGAGUGUAAUCAUGCCUGUUAAUGGAGUUUAAGACAUGAAUGGGAGCCAGCAGAUGAAUCACACAGAUACUGCAUUAGUUUUGAUGCUGAACAUUAACGGGACAUUAGAUUAAUUGCGCAGUAGACUUUUAUUGUGACUGCAUGGAGGCUUCAGAGCAGCAAAUAAACAACAGCGGUCUUUGGGAAAUGACCAGGACAGAUAACCUAAUGAAAGUCAUCGUGCCGAUCAUGGACGGGAUCAUUCUGGUGACCGGCCUCAUGGGUCAGACUCUGGUCAUCACCAUCCUUACCGGCAGGAGGAGAAAAGUAAGUCAACCCCCGCAUGGAACGGACACGCUGCUGCUGGCUCUGAGCGCCGCCGACCUGGUGCUGCUGCUCUGCCUGCCCUUUCACACCUCGGCCAUCACGCUGGGCUUCUGGCCCUUCGGCAGCUUCAUGUGCAAAGCCAUCAGUUUCCUGGGCGUGGCCUGCUCUUCUGCCUCCGUGUUCACCCUGGCUGCUCUGGCGGUGACGCGUUACCUCACAGUGGUACAUCCCACCUGGACCUACCGUUCGCGGAUGGACAGGCGCAUUAAGCUGACGGUGACUCUGCUCUGGAUCCCUGCUUCGGCUUUGGCAACACCGCAGUUUGCCUUCCGCACAAUCAGCACCUCCCAUGAGGCAUACUGCUUUGCCUUCCUGUCCAACUUCAGCCAGCUGGUCUACAGCAUCGCUCUGUUCCUCUUCGGUUUUGCUCUACCGCUGGGCAUAAUAGUGCUGAUGUAUGCAAAGAUCUACUGUUUUCUUAAACGUGCACGGCAGAUAGGGAACACAUCCCGACUGGAGCGCUACCAGACACAAGUUACUCACACUUCAGCUCUCCUGGUCCUGGUCUUCACUCUGCUGUGGCUGCCCUCCUACGCCCUCAUGUUCUCCUUUGUUGGAAGAUCUAGAGCGGGCUCACAUGGCCACCAAACCUUGGCCAUCCUAGCCAGGCUACUGGCAACCUCGGUGGCAGUGGUAAACCCUGUACUGUACGUCUUCAUGUCUCAGAAGUUUAGACGGGACUUAGUAGAGCUCGGCAGACAGCGAUGGACUUGGUGCAAAAGCUGUCUGACCGGUUGCCCUCAUGUGAUCAGCAGAGAUACCGUACGGCCCUUUGAGCUGGAAACAACCUCAGAGAGAGACCAAAACUGACUGACCAGAUGAAAACACUGCUACCUCAUUAUCUAAUUACUUUGAUAGAUAGACGGAUGGAAAGAUGUGGAAAUGUAAUGCAAGAUUACACAAAAAAUACUCAUUGUGAUGUUAAGUGCAAAAAUAAACUGAUUACCACUGUGAAUCAUUUCAUAGCAGUUUGUAAAAAAGCUUGUUUUUCCACAUUUGUUUUUCAUCCACUUAUGACAGAAUUUAUUCCAUUGGGAACAAAAUGAGUCAUGGAGGUUUUUAAUUACAAUUUGUGAGGAAUCAUUCUGUUGGACAGGAGAAUGUUGUAAAACAAUGAUGCAACACGAUAAUAUAAUCCUGUCCUGAUUAUACUAAAAGCUGAUAUAUGAUCACUUUGAUUCAGCGCUGGGUCUUAUCUGCGUGAACACACUCCCCUAACCUCUGCUGGAUUACCUCCAAAUGGAAUAAAUUCUGUAAUCGUUACAUGAAAAAGCUAAUGUGGAAAAACUAGCUAUUAUUUCUGCAGUCUGUUAAAACUCCUGAUCUCAAUGCAACAUCAAUAAAUACACAAACCCCUCUGCUUGUUUUCCUGUCUUGACUAUCAAAAGAACUAAUGUUUUGAAUAUUGUUUGCUAGGAGCAGCUUUGGUCCAGGGCUUUUAUAUGUGAUGUUUUUCUGGAUGGAGUUCAACAACCCACUUGUGAAUUAUUGAAAGAGAGCGGGAUUUAAAAGACACUUCAGUGUUGAUACAAGCAAAAAGCACUGUGUGUGCGUGUGUGUGUGUGUGUGUGUGUGUGUGUGGGCGCAAAGUGAGUCUUCUCAAGUGGCAGCCCUAAGUGAUGUCAAUCUCCACUAGUUGAGAAGCUGCAGCUGUGUGUUCAUUACAGCGGAUCCUCUUGGGUGCUUGUGUUGUCAAAAUGUGUGAUGAUGUCUGUUGACAGUGUCGAGGGGACGAGGGACAACAUUCAAUUAUUAAUGGAGAGGAUACAAGAGCGGGACAGCAGGGCAACACAGCUGAAAUAUAUGUACACAGAGCGGGGGAAAGGUUUAGAUGCAGCGACGGUGCAGUGACGGUGCAGUGACACGAAGCAAACAUAUAUGUCUGCUUGAGGUAAAGCGCUGAAAUGUGACUGAUGAC